UAUAAGUGGAAGGUGUAUGCAGACCUCUGCUCAGUACUUCAUAAAAGCAGAAGGUAGUUAACACAUUAGAUCUGAUCAUGUGGAGAGUUCUGCUUAUACUUUUUGCAUUUGUGGUUCCUAUAUGGAAUUUGACAGAAGUACAUAAUGUUGAUGUUGUGGAACGAUCAGAGACCGAGUUAACAUUGCAAUGGUUUUCUAAAUCCAGUAAUCUCUAUAUCCUGAGAGACAGUUAUGGAAGAGAAAACAACAUCUCUGAUCCAUAUCAGGGUCUUGUUAGGCACACAGUUUCAUCUCUCUCUCCUGGAACUAAAUACACUUUCACUCUCUACAGUGUGUUUGAAGACGUAAGGAGCAGUGGAUACAGUUUCUCUGCGGUUACCACUCCAUUGAAUGUUGAUAGAGUAAUUGUAUCACAUCGAGAUGAUACAAGCAUAGCUCUGUUUUGGUUCCAUGUAAAUAAUGACCCAAAAUAUGAUUAUAUUCUACGAUAUGGAGACAUUGAGACUUUCAUCAGUGGAUAUUAUGAGCAACGGCCUUUAUUGAUAUAUACAGUUUCAUCACUCUUCCCUGAAAUGACAUACACCUUCACUCUCUACACUGUGUUUGAAGACGUGAGAAGCAGUGGAUACCAUUUCUCAGCCACAACUCUAUCAAGUGUAUUUGGGCUUUACUGUGUCAUUGCAAUAUCCGUGUUGGGUGCUCUGUUUAUAAUCUUUCUGUCUGUUUGUCUUGGUUUUUUCUGCCAUUUCAUGAAACUUGGCCUCAGAAGAAGUUUUUCAGAAGAACCGAGGAAAGUAAGUAAUGACCAGCCAACGGUGAUCUAUGUGAAUGCAUGCAGUCACAACACACAAGGAAGUAACAAUUCAAGUCUUCAAUCAGAAUGUAAAGAAAUAGAGACAAAUAACUUGGAGAACCAUCAAUAUGAGAUCCCAAUAAUGCCUGUAAACACUGCUGAUAUGAGUUUAAGUCAGUCCUUAGUUUAGGACUUCCAUAGAGGAUAUUUAUGAGAAUAUGAUUGUUUAAAUCAGUGAUUCUCAAGCUUUCCAGGCCAAGUAACACUGUUGAGCAAAUCAAAUCAUCUACAGUAAUUUUUUAUUUUAUUUUAUUUGUAUUGAUUUACAGGGGCAAUGCACAUUAAUGAACAUGACUGUAAAUUUGCCAGAAUUAGCCAAAUGGCUAUUUUUCAUCUGUAGACCCAUGGCAGAAUGUUAAAAAGUCACCCUAAAUAACAAAACAUUGUAUAUUAAUACAAUAACAAAAAAAAAAAGAUCAUAAAACACACACAUUAACUACAUUAUCAAAUACUAAAAAAGUAUCAAAUACUUUUUUUUUUAAACUAACAAGCACAUCAUUGAUAUCAAGCACAAUAAAUUAUAUUAAUUAUGCCUUUUUCCGUGCUAUAAAACAAUCCUAUCAGGGUUAUGUUUAGGGUCUGGGUUACAUUUUUAUACUUUACUGUUAUGGUUAGGGGCAGACUAUUUAUCCCUGGAUGGAGCAUAUGUAUUCAAAUUAAUUGGAGAAAUUGGAUCCCGGGUCAUCAUCGCCUGUUGAAACCAGGAAGUAAUCAUAUCCGCAAAAGCAGUGAUGGGUGAACUGAAUACAAUUUUUGCAAUCCUCUUCAUAGUAGUAAAUUUUUUACGCCUCAAUGUUGUCCACAACUCGUUUCUGGCACACCUCCGUGGACUUUUCGCCCAGAAAAUAUAGCUCACAUGCGCCCAUAUGCCCAACAACAAUAACCGCUUUUGGCCACUGGGGCAGUGUUUUAAAUUUCUGUAAGCACAGACCGAUUUUAGCUGAAGAAAACUCAACUCUUUCCAGUCACUGUGAGAUCAAUCUUUUGCUCAUCUAGCCCAAAAAAGGAGAGAGCAUUUUUUGGCAUGAUCUGGGCUAAGGUCUGAUUUUACUGCAGAUUUGAAAUCAGGUGUGGUGGUAGUGGGCUAAAGCACAUAACUGUAAUAUCACAUAACUGUAAAUCAGAAGGUCGCUGGUUUGAUCCCCACGGCCACCACCAUUGUGUCCUUGAGCAAGACACUUAACUCCAGGUUGCUCUGGGGGGAUUGUCCCUGUAAUAAGAGCACUGUAAGUCGCUUUGGAUAAAAGUGUCUGCCAAAUGCAUAAAUGUAAAUGUAAAUCAACAUGCUCUCAUGGAGAAGUCGAAUGAAUUUGUAUGAUUUGGCAAAUUUUUAUGUAAUCAUACAAAUUGGGUAGGACUAAUUUGUUCGACUUUUACAUCAGCCAAUCAGGUGACUUUCCCUUGUCUCCUUCGAAAACAUGAUAAUUACUUUCUUCCAUUGUACACAACAUACUGUCACUUCAAUUCAUUCCUAGGGACUCUACUCUAUGUUUAGGCUUAGAUAAAGUGUUUGGGCUAAAGUUAGAGGGUAUACCAUUUUUAAGCAUGUUCAAUCAAGUUAAAUUCAUACAUGAAUUAAGUUAAAUUCAUAAAAAACAACUAAUUUUAUACAAUUUAGUGAACUCGUACGAAUACAAACAACUUUUCAUGAGAUUUGAUCAGAAUCUUGACCAACCAUUUGGAGAUUUCGGUCUUUCUCCAUUGAAAUAGAAAGGAGUACUUGAAACCCAGAUGUUUCUCUUUCUUCCAUGAUACAAAACAGAGCUUUAUGAAUUACAAUGGUGGAUACUGAAUGUCUGGGUAAGGUGUAACCCUUUAUUGUUAAGUUGAGGUUUACACAUUUUGUCUAACAUGGAAAACAGGAAACACUGAGGGAAGCAUAUGUGAUUGGUUUGUCAAAUGUAUAAAAUAGUACGAUUUCGCCAUCUCUCAAGCUCUGUGUUGGAAGUUCUUGGUUUAUUGUUUUUAUUCUUUCUUUUGCAGUGUGAUCUGAGGGUCUUGUGAUCUUGUCACCUGCAUUGUAUUUAAAAAUAAAAGCUCAAAGUUCUAUAGUCAACCUAUGAAUUCAAUUAAGGCAAUAUUCGUGGAUUCUAAAGGUUACCUAAACAACAUGUGUAUGUCUCUAAAGUUGUGAACAAGUAAAAUUAGUUUUAGAUGCUGUUAAUACGUUGUACGUUUCGGUGUCUAUGCAAAUGUAUACAAAUGUCUUUACCAAAGAAUACAAAUAAAAAUUUGUGAGACAGCAAAUUCAC
Messenger RNA from Xyrauchen texanus (razorback sucker), 3105 nucleotides. Its product is annotated as receptor-type tyrosine-protein phosphatase eta-like. The transcript has 6 exons. Lineage: Eukaryota; Metazoa; Chordata; Actinopteri; Cypriniformes; Catostomidae. Bases 78 to 983 code for a protein of 301 amino acids. The record is from RefSeq and is a predicted model, not a curated record. Gene Ontology annotation, molecular function: protein binding.